UAUACACUCUCAAUACUCCUUACUCAUCACACACAAAUACACAAUGCUCCAUUAGUCCUAUUCACAGUGAAGCAAAGAAGAAAAAAAAAAGAGGUUGAAAAAGGGUUGAGACAACAUGGGCGUUGAUUACUAUAAGAUUCUUCAAGUGGAUCGCAACGCAAAAGACGAUGAUCUUAAAAAGGCUUAUCGAAAGCUUGCUAUGAAGUGGCAUCCUGAUAAAAACCCUAAUAACAAGAAAGAUGCUGAAUCCAAGUUCAAAACCAUCUCUGAGGCUUAUGAUGUUUUGAGUGAUCCACAAAAGAGAGCUGUUUAUGAUCAGUAUGGUGAGGAAGGGUUGAAAAAUCAGGUGCCACCACCGGGUGCCAGUCCUGAUGGGCCUAAUAUGUAUAAGUUCAAUCCUCGUAGUGCUGAUGAUAUCUUCUCUGAGAUAUUUGGCUCGUUUAGUGGGAUGGGAGAUAUAGGAGGGUCUCGUGCUGGUGGUCCUGGGUUUCAGAGGGGUAUGUUUGGGGAGGAUGUAUUUGCUUCGUUAAGGAAUAAUGGCACGGAGGGUAGUAUGCCACAGCGAAAAGGGGCAGCGAUAGAGAGGACAUUGCCGUGUAGUCUUGAGGAUUUGUACAAGGGGACUACUAAGAAAAUGAAGAUUUCAAGGGAUGUAAUUGAUGCUACUGGGAGAGCAGCCACAAAGGAGGAUAUCCUUACAAUUGAGAUCAAGCCUGGUUGGAAGAAGGGAACAAAAAUCACUUUUCCAGAGAAAGGGAAUGAACAACGUGGUGUUAUACCGUCUGAUCUUGUUUUCAUAAUAGAUGAAAAGCCUCAUAGCAUCUUCAAGAGGGAUGGAAACGAUCUCAUUGCCACCCAAAAGAUCUCUCUGGCAGAAGCAUUGACAGGUUGCACUACACAGCUUACUACCCUUGACGGCCGUAGCUUAACGACACCCAUCACUUCUGUCAUCAGUCCUACCUAUGAAGAAGUCAUAAAAGGGGAAGGAAUGCCAAUCCCCAAGGAACCUACUAAAAAAGGGAACUUAAGACUUAAGUUCAACAUCAAGUUCCCUGCAAGGCUCACAGCUGAGCAGAAAACCGGAAUCAAGCGAUUGCUGACUUGAUGGCCACUGCACUCCUGCACAGCUCUCUAAAACGGAUGUAUGCUAUAGUUUGUUUUCUUAAUACUUUCUGUCUCCUUUUGCACCUUUUGUAGAGGAAAUCAUUGUGCUGGUUUAUUCGGGAUUUUAUCAACGGAGUUAAGCUUUUCCAAAUCAUAUAUUACCAAAGCUAUAAAUUAUAUGACUUGUUUUAUGAA
This is a messenger RNA of Daucus carota subsp. sativus, 1299 nucleotides long. RefSeq lists its product as uncharacterized. Gene Ontology annotation, cellular component: cytosol. Lineage: Eukaryota; Viridiplantae; Streptophyta; Magnoliopsida; Apiales; Apiaceae. Gene Ontology annotation, molecular function: protein-folding chaperone binding. The record is from RefSeq and is a predicted model, not a curated record. Bases 116 to 1105 code for a protein of 329 amino acids. The transcript has 3 exons.